Solenopsis invicta (red fire ant) is the source of this 1792-nucleotide messenger RNA. RefSeq lists its product as uncharacterized. Lineage: Eukaryota; Metazoa; Arthropoda; Insecta; Hymenoptera; Formicidae. The coding region runs from base 36 to 1040 and encodes 334 amino acids. The record is from RefSeq and is a predicted model, not a curated record. The transcript has 7 exons.
ACGAUUUAUGAUUUUAGGGGGCUUUGCCUUCUCUUAUGUUGAAUCCUGAAUUAUCUGCAAUCCUUACAACUGAUGAAAUAAACAUAAUAAACGAUAUCCUUUUGUGCAAUAUCGAAUUUUCUCCUAAACAUUUGCCGCAAUCAGUAUCUAUUAACGAAGAAUUGGAUGUAUAUUCUAAAGAAACUCGGUACGAUACAUUCAAAUUUGACCAAGCAGUCUGCAAAGCACUGAAGAUUUUUGAUAAACAUAUCGACGUUCUUCGUACGAGUAAACAUAUUAAAUCAAUGACAUCGGCUUUUUUUGUGCAUCAUAUUCGUUAUUUUUUGCAACAUGCUGUACGCAGAAUAAAUUUUACGCCGGAACAAGAGAGAAGCAAAAAACUACAUUAUAGAAAGCUUUGGCAUUGUCGGAAGAAAUCUAUUGAAGAAGUUGCUAAGUCUACUACGGAUUUAGAAAAACUACGAAUUAAUCACAGAAAAACGCUCGAGGACAUAAUCAAGCGACACAGGAAAAAUAUAGAUGCUAUCGACGGAGUUGACAGAAAAUGCAACGAAUACGUCACAAAUACCAACACGAGAUAUGAGAAGAAACAAAUUGCCGUAUGUAAAAUAUGGGAAUACGAACAAAACCAAAUACAGUCAGCACUGGAAAACGUUAUCGAUGAUCUUGAGUCCUUGAAAGAUACAAAUACAAAAUUGGAACAAGUUAUUCGUAAGCGAAAAUCGAUGACCGACUCCAAGUUAUUAACGAUAACGACCAAGUACGAUACAGAAAUUGGUAACAGAUGUAGAAUGGUGGAGCAACUUGGCGAAGAAUAUAAAUCAGACAAACGGGAUAAAUACAACUUGGAGAAAGAAAUGAAGCGACAAGAAGAGAUAUAUUCUAUUUUAAAAGAAAAACCUAGAGUUACACGUUUCUACGAAUCUUUAGCUACGACCGAGCAAGAACGCUCCGUAAGAAUUAUUCAAAGCUGGUGGCGCAAGAUCUUUUUGGAGCAUAGAAAAAGAAAAGAAGAAAUUGAAAAAGAAAAGAAUGUUUAAUAACACACAAUGUUUGUAUUUAUCCUAUCGAUCCUAUUUGAGAAAAUCCAUAUUAUACGCGUGAAGUUUGAUUCAAUUCAUUCAAUCAUCCAUCAUAAUAGUAAUUGAUUUUCUUCCUUUGUUCUCUAAUGGCGGAUAUUUCAAAAAUUUUUUGCAAUUAAAAAAAUCUUUAAAUAUUAGAAGAAAGAAUGACGAAAGAAACUCGAAACGUAUUUUGUUUCGUUUAUUGAAUCAACCUAAAUUAUUAUUUACAUUUCUCGUAUAGUAUUAGCUUUACAAUAAUUCUUUACUUCUUUCAUUUUAGGUACAGCAUUUUCAAUAAUACAAGUAAUUAAAUCUUGGUACGAAGUUACAUGAACAUAGUACAUGUCUUGAACAUUAUUAAGUAGAAGUAUGCUAUGUAAUAAACAUAAUUAUAUAUCUAUGUAAUAGGUAGAACUUUAUUACGCGAUCGUCAUUGAUAUUAAUAUUGUCGAAACAGGCAACUGAACGAGUAUAUACGGAUCUUGAAUUGAAAUUUCUCUUUCAAUCUCCAUAUAUAUACGUAUAUAAUUAUUUUACCGAGAACAUUCCGUACACUUCUGUAAAUUGGUAUAAGAUACACUUUAAUGACGAAUAAAUAGCAAAAAAGAAAAAAAACCUAUAAUUCCUGAGUAAUAAAGUUUAAAAAAUAUUGUUGUAAAUUAAAAUUUUAUAAUGUAAAUUGUUAUGUAAAUACUUAAUAUAAAUUCGAUGCUAUUGCUUGAAACAAA